This is a messenger RNA of Lecanosticta acicola, 2245 nucleotides long. Lineage: Eukaryota; Fungi; Ascomycota; Dothideomycetes; Mycosphaerellales; Mycosphaerellaceae. The record is from the annotation of a GenBank genome assembly.
AUGGCUGUUCAGCUGCAGCAACAAAACCGGACUGGCAGCCCUUAUCUCUCCCCAAACCAGCGACAUCUCCUGCUGGCAGCAUUGAACUCGCAAGCUGGUGGUCAGCGGAACGUGAAGCGAACCUCGUCCGAUCUCGCAAGCACUCAGCCCGACAUGGGUGAUGCCAAACCCAACGUCCUCUUCAUGAGCCCACAGAAUGCUGAGAUUGACGAAUUCGAUUAUACCCCCGAAUUGGACUACCUGGACAACGAGAACUUCGACUUUGAGAACGCCGAUCUUGGAGGGGACAUGAUUGGUGCACUGCCAGGAAGCGGCGCCGACAACAGCGACGCAACAGUCUCGAAUGCAGAUGGUGGACACGAGAAGCGCAAGAGCCCGGACGAGAAUGGUGAUAGUGAAGCUGGCGAUGCGAAGCGACAAGAGACCCAGGAAGGUGAGAAGGCAGCCAAGAAGCCAGGAAGGAAACCUCUCACGAGCGAACCAACCACAGUACGUGCUUUCCCCAUCGUACUACCUUCUUUUCAUCAUUGUCUGACAUAUCUCCAGAAACGCAAGGCUCAGAAUAGAGCUGCUCAACGAGCCUUCCGCGAGCGCAAGGAGAAGCAUCUCAAGGACCUUGAAAGCAAAGUUUCUGAGUUGACCAAGUCCUCCGAAGCCGACAAGCACGAAAAUGGGCGUUUGAAGGCUCAGGUCGAGCGCUUGCAGACCGAGUUGCGCGAGUAUCGCAAGCGCCUGUCGCUGAAUAGCUCUUCUGUCAAUCGUUCGCCCCCACUCAGUGCCACUCAUGGAACGCAACGCAGCAGCAGUGCUUCAACUUACGGUGGCAACUUCCAGUUCGACUUUCCAAAGUUUGGAGCAUUGCCGGGAAGCCAGAUCUUCGGCAAUCAAGGUUACGAUGCCAACAGUGGUAUCCUCAAACGCGAUAGCACAACGCCACCGAUCACACAGUCGCCCACGACAAUCGGCAGUUAUGACAAACCCGCGCCGGCGCAAAGCUCUCGACACAACAGCACCGGUCGUAGUCGAAGUCCGACAAACAACAACGGUAACGGUCCCCACGCCGAAAGUCCUGUCAACACGGCCAACUUUGUGCAAUCCUUCGCGCCGUAUAGCACCACCAACAACAUGCAUGGCUUUGCAAGCACCCUUCCCCAGAUGGGCGUUGGAAAUGAUGCGUUCAGCGAUCUCUUCAGCCCCAGUAUCCUCAAGAGCGCCAACGCAAACGGUUACUUCAACAAUUCGCAACUAGGCAGCAACAUGAUGAAUGCGCCUCAGAACUACAACGCGGACAGUGGCAACGACAGCACAUCAGGUCUCACUCGGGUCUUCCAAUUCAGUGGAGGUAGCAAUGCAAGCGAUAGCACGUCUCCAAGUGCAAGCUCGACAAGUCAGUGGAAUGCCAAUGGCGGGGCGGAUAGCUCUUGUGGAACUUCGCCGGAGCCGUCGCAUGAUAGCCCUGCGAAUAAGGACAAGCAUGCCGACUCUUUCGAUUCGCAAACGCAAAAUAGCGGCGCGCGCCCAUCGGAUAGCGCAUCCCAUCCACAGACCGGUCUCGAUGCGACUUUCGGCUUCGGAGGGGUAGAUCUCCAUGCUCCUCCUGCUUCUGAUUUCGAUCCCGUUUUGUUUGGGGAUUACAGAGAGAGCAACGAUGCCAUCAUCGGAGGUGGCGAUUUCUCAGGCGGCUUCUUUGACGACGCUCUAAGUUCAGCACCAUUCGACUUCGGGUCACCAAGUAACCUCUUUGGCAUCCUGCAAUCGCCAGGACAAACGCAAACGAACUUCGGCGCAGCCAAGUCCCCGGCUCCGGCACCUAGUAAGAAUCUUAUGGCUGAGAUUGAGAAGACCUGCGGCGGAGACGAUGACUUCGGGCUUCCUGGCGGAUCUAUGAAACAGACCCAGAACAACGCGAACCUCAUAAGCUGCAACAACAUUUGGAACCAGCUGCAGUCCAAUCCAGAUUUCCAAGAGGGUAAAUUCGACCUGGACAGUCUGUGCUCGGAGCUUCGCAAGAAGGCGAGAUGCUCGGAGUCUGGUGUGAUGGUCGAUCAAAACCACGUCGACGCGGCGCUCCGCACACUCGGCAAGAAGGAUGAAAAGGGCAAACCUCACAAUGUCCCAGCGCUGAUGUUCGAGCAGAACUCCUGGUAAGAAUCGAUUACGGGGUCAGAUGGAGUCAUGGACAUUGUGCUAACGUUGAGGUAGGGACAAUGUAUUGAAGAAAUUACGGGAGGGAAAGACGACGUAG